AUGAAUUUCACACGACACACUUUAUAUUUCUCCUUUGUCUACAAGGUGAACAGCUUAGCUUACAGCACAACGUGUUUGCCACCAAUCAGCGGCGGCGGCGGCAACCACUCGGCCGCAGGGGUCAAGCAGCUUGCCCUCGACGUGACAUUCCCUUGCGAGGACGUCACCGCCAAAGUCCACUACGACGCCUUCGAGGCCUCCAUCCUGUAG
Molecule: messenger RNA, 210 nt
Organism: Linum trigynum
Lineage: Eukaryota; Viridiplantae; Streptophyta; Magnoliopsida; Malpighiales; Linaceae
Source: the annotation of a GenBank genome assembly